Zophobas morio is the source of this 1026-nucleotide messenger RNA. It is a transcript of the gene Tmhs, whose product is annotated as Tetraspan membrane protein in hair cell stereocilia. Lineage: Eukaryota; Metazoa; Arthropoda; Insecta; Coleoptera; Tenebrionidae. Bases 100 to 948 code for a protein of 282 amino acids. Gene Ontology annotation, cellular component: plasma membrane. The record is from RefSeq and is a predicted model, not a curated record. Gene Ontology annotation, biological process: sensory perception of sound. The transcript is spliced from 3 exons.
UCAGGUAAAAGAAGGUGAAAUCAUACCUCAGUCUGUGUUUGUUGCGGAGAGUACCGCCAUCUUCUCGCUAUGUGUUCUCUGUGAGUGCGAUCUUCGAGAAUGGGCUCAAAAAUCGAAUAUGUGGACUCGUCCCAGAUUUACGCCACGAGCUACGUCCGCAACUCGAAAGCCAUCGGCGUCCUUUGGGCCAUCUUCACCAUUUGUUACGCCAUCAUCGGCGUAGUGUCCUUCGUUACCCCCGAGUGGAUCGGCGACACCGACAGCGAAACCCCAGGCAAAUUCGGUCUGUGGUCCGUGUGCUAUGCGGAAGAGACUGGUGAACAAUGCAAGGGCAGACUCGAUGACUUUAUGAGCAUUGCGAGCAGUGCUUUUCAGGCCGCCACUGUUUUUGUUGGCCUAGCGGUGGUUAGUGCCCUAUUGACCAUUUGUGCCAUGAUUCUGUUUUUCUUCUGUCAUUCAACUACAGUCUUUCAUGUGUGUGGAUGGACACAACUAGUUUCGGCAAUCUGCAUGAUCGCCGGUUGCGUGUGCUUUCCAGCCGGAUGGUCAGAAGACAGCAUCCGUAGAGUUUGUGGGGCAUCAGACAAGUACGAUCUCGGAAGUUGUGGCAUACGAUGGGCUUACCUACUGGCCGCCAUAGGUUGCCUCGAUGCCGUUAUUUUGGCUACUUUAGCGUUUAUUUUAGCUACAAGACACGUGAGACUGCAGCCUGACCCUCAUUACGCUCCAGCUAGCUUAUUUAAAGGUGAAAUGAACAGUGCUUUUGUCGCUGACACUGCCAGCGUCGCGGGGUCUAGGAAGUCACUCAACCUGCAUCCAGUUUUACUAAUGCAUCCCGGGCAAGAUGAUACAUACUCGCAAUUUUCACAACGUACAGUCCCAAGGUCUACACACUCAGGUCACUAUUCGCAUCCACACAGUUUACACCAUCAUAACUUUCAAUUGUAAAUUCCUGAACUUUUUAUAAAUUAAGUUUACUGAUACUGAUACUAUAAUACAAAAAAUAAAAUAACUUAUAUUAAUGGA